UAUAAAUAAAUCCUCUGAGAGAUUCCCUAUGUGACAGUCAUGUUGUCUGUAAAUAGAGACCAUCUGUGUGCCUCUCGUUUUUUCUUCCUGCACAAGCUAGACCCUCCGGGAAGAUGCUGAAUAGGCGUGGGGAGGAGCAGACAUCCCCGCCCUCUCCUCACUAAUAGGGGAAAAGCUUUCAGUCUUUCACUAUUUAAUGUGAUGCCAACUGUAUGUUCUUUGUAGAUGCCUUUUGUUUUUUUAGAUAUGUUUUUAUUGAUUUCAGAGAGGGAGAGAUUGAAAUAUCCAUGGUGAGAGAGAAUCACUGAUCGGCUGCCUCCUGCACACACCCCACUGGGGAUCGAGCCCGCAACCCAGGCCUGUGCCCUUGACCCGAAUCGAACCCGGGAUGCUUCAGUCCGCAGGCCGACGCCCUGUCCACCAAGCAAACCCAGCUAGGGCUGUAGAUGCCUUUUAGACGGUUGAGAAAGUGCCCGUCUAUGCCAUUCGCUGAGAAUUUUUCUCGUGAAGGGGCGUUGAGUUUUGUCAAAUGUCUUCUCUGUGUCAUUUCCACGGCACAGCUUGUUACACCUGCCCCAGAGUGACAACACCAGCCAGAAGCCGGGGUGGCACUAGGCCAAGCCCCCAAGGCUGCCAGGCCGAGGGCUCACCCGUCCCUCAGCCCAGAUGGUCCAGCAACCUGACCAGAUGCAGCCUGGGAUAGCUUCCUCAUGGUGGCUCCCCCAACUCACCACCUCGGGCGGCGGGGAGUCCAGGACGGCCUGCCUCCAGGAGGAAUGGAUUGCUGUUCCCCUCACCUCCAGCGGGAAUGGGCCCUCGCUGGUGCAGACCUGGAUGCAGCAGGCCCCUAGGAUCCCAUUAGACAAAUUGGAACAAAGGUGCAAGAACAUUCAUUUAUUUGCAUAAGGUCCCCAGCAGGGGAGGACAGCCCGAGACCUAGGUACUGGACUUCAAGGUCUGUGAUCCUGCUUCCUUUUACCUGCUGAGCUGGCCCAACACCCGGGGCUGGGCGCCGGCAGGAGGCCCGAGCGGCAGGGGCUGGUGCCCAGCGAUGGCUCAGGUGGGGCCAGCCUGGUGCAGCCAAGCGGCCGGCACCUUCGCCCCCCUGCCCCCCUCGGUUCAAAGGUUCGGGCCCCGCCCCCCAGGUCCCGAGCCGCUUUGAAGUGCUGAUGGGGCCUGGAAGGGGCCACUUCACACCUCGGGCUCCGGAUAGAGCGGCCGCCUCGGGGAUAAAAAGGUCGCUGGCCGCCGUCCCGAGACGCGCCGCUGCUGCCAUGGCCCAGCCCCUGUGCCCGCCGCUCUCCGAGCCCUGGAUCUUCCCCGCGGGCUGGGGCGCCGCUCCGCCUCCCCCGCCCUCCGACUGGGGCCGCGCCUGCUCCCCCGCCUCGUCCCCGAACUCCUGGGGCAGCGCCCCGGCCGGCAGCCCCGCGCCCAGCCCCCGGCGCGGCCCUCGUGCCGGGAGGCGCGGCGCCCGCAGCGGCCGCCUGGGCAGCGGGCAGCGGCAGAGCGCCAGCGAGCGCGAGAAGCUGCGCAUGCGCACGCUCGCCCGCGCGCUGCACGAGCUGCGCCGCUUCCUGCCGCCGUCCGUGGCGCCCGCCGGCCAGAGCCUGACCAAGAUCGAGACGCUGCGCCUGGCCAUCCGCUACAUCGGCCACCUGUCGGCCGUGCUGGGUCUCAGCGAGGACGGCCUGCGGCGCCGGCGCCCGCGACGCUGCGACGAGACGCCCCCUCGGGGCUGCCCGCUCUGCCCCGACGGCGGCCCCGCGCAGGCGCAGACGCAGACGCAGGCGCGCGGCCAGAUCCUGGGCUCCGCCGUCCGCGCGGCGGGGUCUUGGGGGUCCCCGCCCGCCUGUCCCGGCGCCGCAGCGGUGCCCAUGCCCGUGCGCUGUGAGGAGGCAGCGCGCCCGCAAGGGCUUGCGAUGCAGCCGGGCCCCUCGUCUCCGCCCUAUCCCGGCCACGUGCUGCCCCAGCUGGAGACCUGGAUGCCCCCGUCGCCCCUGGAGUGGCGCCCGGCCUGAGUAGUUGAAGGGACGGCGGACGGCUGGCGGCCUGUGUGCGCACUGCGGCCUCCUCGCCUCGGCACCUUCCCGGGUCCCUGUCCGGACUCCCUCCCCGCGGGGGGCAGCGGCGAGGCUGGCCAGGGCGAAGGGCGCGCCGGCGGGUGAGAGCCGGCCCCACCUGGACGACCUUCCCCAGCCCCUGCCCGAUGGGACCCGCAGGCGGGACGCUUUGAGGCCGGGCUUAGUGUGUAUUUAUUUAUUUGUGAAUAAACUGCGCUGGUGUCAA
This is a messenger RNA of Myotis daubentonii (Daubenton's bat), 2286 nucleotides long. RefSeq names its product mesoderm posterior bHLH transcription factor 1 (gene MESP1). Gene Ontology annotation, molecular function: RNA polymerase II cis-regulatory region sequence-specific DNA binding; DNA-binding transcription factor activity, RNA polymerase II-specific; protein dimerization activity. Lineage: Eukaryota; Metazoa; Chordata; Mammalia; Chiroptera; Vespertilionidae. Gene Ontology annotation, biological process: regulation of transcription by RNA polymerase II; mesoderm formation; somite rostral/caudal axis specification. Gene Ontology annotation, cellular component: nucleus. The record is from RefSeq and is a predicted model, not a curated record.